AUGAUUGAGACAGUGGAUAAUAGAGACGAACUUAUAAAAUAUUCCUUCGAUAUUUUGUGGAAAGCAACUGAUGGAAAAAUAAUUUUAGUUACCUUUAAAGAAAAUCCAUUAUUCACAGUUACAUUUAACUUGAAUGAUGGGACUUCCAAAACGUUAAAUUUAGAUGCUUCAAAGGUAGUCCUCAUUACCAGAGAAAACUUCAUAAAGAUUUUAAGAGAUAUCGAACAGAAUGAAAAGGAAAUUGCAAUCAAUGACGAUGAGGAACCUAGUAAUUCAUUAACAGAAAGAGGCAUUCAAGAAAGUGCACAAAAUUCUAGCUUCGAUGUUGAGGAAGAUAGUACUUUACAUCUUAUAUCCAUACCUUCAAGACUCAAAGAAAAAAAAAUCACUAAAAGAGAUGAGACGCAAGCUUUGGAAACUAAUACUCAGGAAUCGAGACAACAUGCUGACACUCUUUCAGAUGAAUAUUCUAAUACCGAUGAAGAAAAUGAUGAGUUGAAUUUUGAUGCAGCUUUAACUUUAAUGCAUGAGGCAAAAGAAACAAGUAAAUUUACUAACAGGCAUCAGUUUAAGAUAAAUUCGAAGUUUAAAGCUGCAAAGAAAGACGAACGAUUUAAUAAGAAUUCAUCAAGUAACAAAAAAGCAAAAGAACGAAUGGAAUACACUUCAUCAGAAUUGUCUGAUGCUGAUCCUGAUAAGUGUGAAUCAUUGAACACAAAUAUUGCUGUCGAAGAAUCGCAAGCAAGUGGUUGGCUUCAAAAUUCUAAUAAGAUGAUGAACCUUUUACAAACUUCAAAUGAUCUUGAAGAAAUUGAAUAUGAGCAUACUAAUACUAAUCAGAAACCGUCUGUUACCCAAAGCAACAAUCCUAGUAAGAAAACAAACCCUAACAUCAUUAAUGCUGAAACAAGCAUUGUAGAAAGCAAUAGAAAUAAUGUGCUUUCAAUUUCAUCAAUCAUUAACAAUCAACAAGAAAUAUCCACUUCAAAUAUUAAUGAACUAAAUCCAUCUGAUGAAUUAAUGGAUUAUCAGGUAAUGAAUCGACAAUUUCAAUGGUAA
This is a messenger RNA of Racocetra fulgida, 1059 nucleotides long. NCBI's taxonomy places the organism in Eukaryota, Fungi, Glomeromycota, Glomeromycetes, Diversisporales, Gigasporaceae. The record is from the annotation of a GenBank genome assembly.